CUUUUCCCGUGAUGUGGGUGCGUUAAUGGGAUACGUGUCGCCAAGCAUGAAACAAUAGCACGUGUUUCUGUCCUUGUCUGAUUCAGCGCUGCUAGGAAUCGGUUCCUCUUCAUGCUAUCCUUCGAGAGAGACCCUUCCCUCUGUUAGUGCGUGCCUCACCCUCGCGGAUGACACUCCGUUCGGGCUCCACAACAAGUCUCACUUGCAUCCACGAAUUUGCAUAACUUCCGCGCGAUAUCUAAACGAAGUGCGCAGACAAACUUUUACAUAAGUUUACACAAUUUCGUUUUAUCGCAUUUUUGUUAAUUUCAUUUUUUGUGUUUGUGUAAAAGUGAAUACGUGGAUCGUCCCUUGUGUGUUUUAAAUUUCAAUGUUACCUUUCUUCCACGGAUGGACUUUUACUUAUAUUUAAUUGUGGCUUGUUAAAGUACUGUUGAUUGUUUCGUAACACGCAAUUUUGUGAAAAGGUAUAUUGAUAUAUAAUAUUGAUAUAUAAAGAAAUGAACGCAGAGGAGAUAAAAGUCGGAUGCUUUCAAGUAAUCGUCGUGUUGCUGCUUGGUAUCAAUUAUGUCAUAGUGGCUAUGAACCAUGCGUUACCCGUGUUUCAUAAUUAUACGCCUAAAUUUUAUUGUCAAAUGAAGAAUGGAACGAGACGAACGUAUGGUUGCCAGGAGCAUAGCAACGUGACUGUCGCAUUUAACGAUACUUCCGGUAUUAAAGAAUCCUCGGAUGUAUGUUUCGGUGAAUACCAAUUCGAUACGAAAUUUGGGGAAAAUAGCGUUGUUACGGAAUGGCGUUUAAUUUGUGACAAACGAUAUCUGACGUAUCUUGGUCCGACUGUUUAUUACAUUGGGGUUUUAAUGGGCGCCUGGAUUGCUGGAGUUUUGGCGGAUCGCAUAGGCAGACUUCCGGUUCAAGCGAUUUGCCUUUAUACUCAAGGCACGAUGGCUGUUGCACUAUAUGUUGUACAGAAUUACCCCACGUUUCUAGCCCUUCGUGGAUUGCAAGGCGUCUUUGUUCAAGGCCUACAAAAUUCGACAUACAUUCUUUCUUUGGAAUUAUUUCCUGCGAAAGCACGGACCUUCGUUGCAUUAAUUAUGCAAAUUGCAUGGGCCAUCGGUUUAGUGCUCUUAGCGGCGCUUAGCUACGUUAUACCUGACUGGAGAAUUUUACAAUUGGCGAUUUCAGUUCCAACCGCAAUAACUGUGCUAUACAUUUGGAUGAUACCGGAGUCACCAAGGUGGUUAUUAGCGAAGGGUAAAACGACGGAAGCAGACAUGGCAAUAGAACGUAUCACGAAGUAUAAUGUCUGUUGCACGAGAUCGCGCAGAGAAACUGUUAAAACUAAUUCGAACAUUUCUGAAAAUGCGACACCGAUUAAACCCGAAAGAAAAUCGCGCGUUUCAUGCGCAGAUUUGAAGAAAUCUAAGACCGACAGCGAAGUGAAGGAAGAAGCUGCAAAUUUAUUGAAUACCAAUGUAGACACAGCUCAACAAAAAGUUCGAAAAACGAGUUUGAAGGCGAUUUCAGAAAAUAUAGAGAAGUCUCCGAAAUCGGAAUUGGAAUGUUCGCAGCUUGAAAAUGGGGAAGUUAUUAAAAAAAGUGUUCCUUCGAGUUCGAAAAGUCAUCGGAAAUCGAAAUCGAUAUCGCAGCCGGCUUGUAAUCAACGGCCUCCUAUGAACAAUGCGUACGACACCGUAGAAUUACGAGCAACCACGAAUAAUGAAAUAUCCAACAAAGAAGAGAAAAAGGAGUGUAACAAAGUCGAAGGAAAUUUGAAUAAUCUAGUCCACGCAAAGGAAGAAUUAAUGACAGUAUUUAAGUCUAUAUUAGUAAGGAAGUAUGGCAUUUUAAUGGUUUGUCAAUGGUUCACUUCUUCCGUAGCCUGUUAUGUCUUUAUGUCACUCGCUCCGACAUUUCCCAUCAAUCGACACAUUGCAUUUGCAUUAGGCGCCGCAUUAGAAAUCGCAACAUAUGUCCUCGUUUAUUUCAUAUUAUCCAGAUACGGCAGACGAUUACCAAUGUCUUUGUACCAAUCUAUCACCGGUACAAUUUGUAUUUCACUCGCAGCUAUAAUUAUAUUGUCAAAUCUUACGCCUGCAAUUGAUCUUACGAAAACCUUAAUGCUUUUACUGGGUAGAGUAACAGUGUUGAGUACCGUUUUCGUAGCAUACUUAUACACAAUUGAGAUAUUUCCAACCGUUUUACGGGGAACCUGUUUAGGCUUGUGCAUCGUUUUUGCGAAAAUCGGCAAUCUGUGCACGCCACAUGUAUUAUUAUCUGUCAAAUACUUUCCAAUCAGCAUUCCGUUAAUAAUAAUCGGAAUGCUUUGUUUAGUCUCUGGAGUGCUUGCUUUAAUUUUGCCAGAGACAUUGAACAAAGUUUUACCAGACACGACGGAAGAUUCUGAAUUGUUGAUUGUAAAAAGAAGGGAGAAAAAGUAUCAUGAAAGUUUGAAUAACGAGAACAUACCUCCAACCGAAGAUGUUUCAGAAAAGGAAAUAUUGCGAGCGAAAUUAUUUUCCGAAGAUUGGGUGGACGCAGGAAAUGGUAUUUUAGUAAAUUUUACAGAAACUAAAAAUUCCGAAUGAAAUAUUUCCGAAACUUUAUACAAGUGCGUAAGGUAAUAUUAUAAGGCCGUUGAAUUGUUAAUUGAAUGCGUUAAAUAUUGAAACAACUAAAACAAUUCUCACUGCCCGUUAACACGUUCGAAAGUUAAAACGAUGAGACGUGGUGAUACAAAUUUUGAUAUAUUUGCAUUUUAAAGGCUGAGACGACGACAUUACUCUUUUAUCAUCUUGUUUAAUGUUAGCAUGUUUUGUAUCUUGAAUGUUAAAUAAAUGUGUUUGUAAAUAGAGUUGUGAUAUGAAUUUGCGAAAAUAAUCGUUCGCGUAGCUUUUAGAACAUAGUUACAAUUCUUAUUAUAUAAUUAAAUUAAUAAUUGUAAAUACAUUUUGCUGGGUAUCGAGUAUGUACUGUAAAAAUUGGUAUUAUAUAGUUACACACACAUAUUUUACUAUUUUAUGAAAAGUGUACUGCUUUAUUUUCAUCUCUUUACAAAUAAGG
Molecule: messenger RNA, 3066 nt
Organism: Ceratina calcarata
Lineage: Eukaryota; Metazoa; Arthropoda; Insecta; Hymenoptera; Apidae
Product: organic cation transporter protein
Exons: 9
Coding region: 501-2591 (696 amino acids)
Biological process (GO): transmembrane transport
Cellular component (GO): membrane
Molecular function (GO): transmembrane transporter activity
Source: RefSeq, a predicted model, not a curated record